GCGUUUCCCUCCCGUCUCGUCACACACCCUUGCACGCGCCCACCUCCGUCGCCGCGUCUAUAUCCGCUCUCUGUGUGCGCGUCGUUAACAAGAAAAAAUAAACCCAACUCGGCUUCUAAUCGAACGAGCGUGUCGAUCGUUCACCUCGUUAAAACGAUGAAAUCGGAUUAGCGACAACACGCGUCGACCCUCUCGAUACGGACGUACGGAGUGGAAGCCAAAGAAAGAUGUUGAAGUCUGUAUGUUCACGUCUAAGCUUACGUGAGACUACAAUUACCUGCGGACAAUGUGUCUGUGAAAAAAAAAAAAUAUUUCUCAGAAAUUUUACUCCAAAAAACUCUAUUUUGCGAUCAGAAUACGUCUGAGUCUCUAAUUAGAUCCCCGGUUUUUGGCGAACAUUUAAUAUUCAUCUGCGCAAUUUUAAAAAUAUCGAUACGGUUCUCUCAAAAACUCUCGAGUAAAGAAGGAGCAGCUGCAAGAAUUUUCGUGCUCGUAAAAAGGCAUCGUCGAUCUUGUUUCCUCAGAAUACGGUCUUCCUCGAACGCGCAGGACACCUUCUCGAGAACGCAUCGGCAUGUUUAUCGCGCCUGAUGGAAAUAAGACGGUCUUGCCAGCUGCCGCUCAUUUUCUCCGGACGUGCGCGCGACGUUUAUAAGAUUCACGUUAACGGAAGACUUCUUCUUUUCUGGCGCAGUCUCUUCCCGUUGGCAAGCGAAAGCAAAGACAUCCGAGAAGAUGCGAGGGCGGAGAUUGCUGGGCGGGCGCAUGAAUGCAACAAGUCCUGAAAUAUGCAGACGUACAUCGCGCUGUAUCUACACACCGGAACACAUCUCGCUGUCGCUCUCAAUGUAACCGGAAGACUGUCUCUUUUGUGUUCUCUCGCGCGAUUUCAUGCCCGUAUCUCGUCCGGGUGUGUUCCAGAAAAACUGGAAAGUACCGCGCGAGCUAGAAGAGGUGGAUUAUUGAAUUCCGAGACCGAGUUCUCUGUCGAACGUACGCAGACAGUUUUUCUGCGCAUAAAAGAAUGGCCAGAGUGCAAGUGGAAUUUUUUCAAUAAGAAGAUGACAAUAGACGGAACGCAACAAUGCGAACGAAACGUUUCUUGAAAAGAACGUCAAUGAUGCAAAUAACGCAGACAAAAUGGUUGUCGGAGAAGCAAAUAUAUACAAUAUAAUGGGAGGGAUGGAGAGUACGGGUGGUGUACGUCUCCAUAAUCACAAACGAAAGCUGAAACAAAGAUUUGACAUAAUAAAGAAACUAGGUCAGGGCACAUACGGUAAGGUACAAUUAGGAAUAAACAAGGAAACUGGCCAGGAGGUGGCGAUAAAAACAAUCAAAAAAUGUAAGAUAGAAACGGAAGCAGAUUUGAUCAGAAUACGGCGAGAAAUACAGAUAAUGUCGAGCGUUCAACACCCGAACAUAAUUCAUAUUUACGAGGUAUUCGAAAACAGAGAAAAGAUGGUGCUAGUGAUGGAAUACGCAGCGGGUGGUGAAUUGUACGAUUAUCUGAGUGAGCGCAAAGUUUUGAGCGAGCACGAGGCUCGUAGGAUAUUCCGACAAAUAGCUACCGCCGUUUUUUACUGCCAUAAACACAAAAUCUGCCACAGAGAUCUGAAACUCGAGAACAUUUUGUUAGACCAAGUUGGGAACGCCAAGAUAGCCGAUUUCGGUCUUUCGAAUGUGUUCGACGAACAGAGAUUGUUGAACACGUUCUGCGGCAGUCCGCUGUACGCGAGCCCUGAGAUCGUGAAAGGAACUCCUUAUCACGGACCGGAAGUGGACUGCUGGAGUCUAGGUGUUCUGCUAUACACACUAGUGUACGGUGCUAUGCCCUUCGACGGGUCUAACUUCAAACGGCUAGUCAAACAGAUCUCACAGUCUGAUUACUUUGAACCCAAAAAGCCAUCACCCGCUUCACCGCUCAUAAAGGAGAUGCUCACUGUAUGUCCUGGCAGACGUGCCGACAUCGAGAGAAUUUGCACUCAUUGGUGGGUGAACGAAGGCUACGAGCAGAAUUGUCUGGAUAUCGCCGAGGAUCUGGCAGCUCAAACUCCAGUGCGACUGGAUCUGCUGCUGUCGUUGGUGCCGCAAUCGGCCAGUGCUGAAAAGCUGUUGGUGGGCGAUCAGCAAGCGGGUGGAGAUGUUGCUAACAAUAUGUCUUCCGAGACGCUAGUACCUACCAGGUGCCAUUCUGUUGGUAGCUUGAUGGAGCUUGAUCAGAAUAGCUCCGAUAGAAGAAUAAGGGAAUUAUUAGAGGAGGAACCGAGAUCCUCCGCUGCCGGAGAUGCCAAGAGAAAGCUGGAGACAACACCGUCGAUGGACGAGACGGCCGCUGCGAACGUGAAGAGGAAAGAGAAAUCCAAGAAAAAAGAGAAAUCGGAUGAGAGAGAGACUAGAACGUACAGAUCUUCGUCAAGGCAUCAUUCAGCUCCGAUUCCAAACUCUAUAUCCGAGGAGGCGAUGGAAGUGGAUCCUGCAGUCACUGUUCCUGCAAGUAAGACUGUUGACUUUGAUAAAGUGGAAGGUGCGGCAGCUUGUUUGGAACUGAUCGAAGAAUCAAAAGAACGAUCACCAAGCAAGGAGAGGAGCAAAACUCCGUUGGUAAGUGACUAUAAAGAGCCAUAUGAACAAACAAAGUCCGUUGAGAAUGUUCAGCAGACUUACGAGGUCAAUCAAAAAGCUAGCAAUGAGGACGAUAAGUCUCAACAAAAAUAUGCCAAGUCUCCUAGCAAAAGUUUAUACGGAGACGCGAAUAUCGCUUCGGAAAACGCAAAUAAAAUAGCGAAUGAAACGUCUAGCAAGAAGCCGGACGUUCCAGAAUCAAAAGUGCCAAAUGAAAACGACACUAGUGUCAAACAUAAUAAAGCGUAUUUGCCGCAACAAGAUGCGCAAGAGUUAGAACCAACGGAGAGCGAUUUCAAAAAGCUCAAAGAGAAAGCACUCUCUUUGGACUAUGAACAGUCAAACGAGGUGGCGACUGCGCCCACCAAACCCGUCGAAAGACGGCGCUCGAAAAUAUUCGAGACCGCCGAGAAGUUCAAUCAGCUGGCGUCUAACACAGAAAAUGAAAAACCUAAAAAGAUAUUUAUUCCUGGCGUUAAUGUAGGAGGUGCGAAACGAGCUUUCGAGCGUAAGGCGAGUCUAUCAUCGAUACCUACACCACCCCCUGUGAAAGCAAACGCGUCUAAAGUUAUCAUUGAUGUACCAACGGACAAGAAGAGCGAGAAAGAUGAGCAGAAACAAACAGCGAAAAGUCAGGAAGCCGCGGAAGAGAAAUCGGAUAAACGAGACGAGGCGAAGAAACGCGCUGUUGAUAUCAUUACCGGCGCGAUUGGUAAGCCUCCGAUGCAAAAGAAGAUAAACGGUUCACCACCAAUAUCACCUCUAAGUCCUGAUUCUAAGAAACUCGGUCUGAAGAUACAAGUCGCGCCGAAUGACGUGCGAUCGGCCACAGUGUCAGUCUCCACGCCAACCGAGACGAAAUUCGCCUUCGAUACCAAACCUACGCCACCGGAAGCAACUAUUACAACCGACAUGACAAGUGCCGAAAAAGCGCAAUCGGAAGAAGAACCUAAGAACCUAUCUAGCAAAAUGGAAAUAACAUUGAAGAGCGCAACGUUGCCUAGACGAAAAACAAGCAAAGCCGAGAUUACAUUGUCCGGAGUCAAGUCGCCAGAGCCUGUGGCAUUUAAGUCUGAAGUAGAGGCUAAAAUCGAUGCUUUUCAACCACUGAAACUGCGCACCCAACGAUCCGAAGUGGCCUUCCCAGUUGCCGCUGCGGUGCCCCAUACAAAUAGAAGUUCGAGCUUAGAACCGGAAGGCAGAUCUAACGCCGCACAACCAAGAGAAAGAAUCAUACCUAUUCAAGUGGAGACUGGAUCUGAACCUAUGCAACACUCGUCUACUCCGCCACCGAAACCACCGAUGUCUCAGAAAUCGAUGUCUCAACGAUCAGGUUCUCUGUCCCGUCAGUCGACUGCCGAUUCAGACACUGAUAGCGCUCUCGGUUCUACCGUAGGACCGGAACCGAUUAGGAAGAGUCCCAGGGAAUACAUAAUUCCCAUUGCGGUGGAAGGCGGCGGUUAUGUUACUCCUAGAUCGGGUAGUCUAGAACCAGAAAGCAAAACCAGUACACCAACAAGUACAAAUCCGCCGAGGUCCCGAUUCGGCAGACCGAGGAGAAUGAGUUCUCUCUUAUCGGAUGCCAGCGAGGACGAAUCGCCAUUCUCAUCGUUACACGGUGACGAUUUAUUGCAAAGGCACAUGCAUCGAUUGAGGAGCUCGCGACCAUCUAGACAGCCGUCUGAGCACGCCGACAGUCUGUCGUCCGGCGAGGACGAUGAUGACGACGGUUUUGAAUUACUGACAGCUGAAAAUCUGUUCUCGACGUUACUCUCGAGAGUGCGAAGCCUGACACAGCGUCUCAACGUCGACGAUAAUCGUUCUGGCGGAUUUCCAAGCAGCAGACUAUUCGGCAGACUCGGUUCCCAGCCGUCGCAAGCGUUUUGGGGUCUCAAUAAGCCGCUGUCCAGCUACGAGAGCUAUGUCGAAACACGGACCAUGACUACGCGGCUCACCGAAUCGCAAUUUAAACAUUCUUUGAGCCGUGAUGCGGAUGUGUUUUCGAAGAGAGACUCCGCCAACACCUCUAAUCCCGGAACUCCAAACAGUCCUGGAACGCACAGUACACCUUCCCGGGACAGUGUCUUUGAAAUCGGAAGCAAUACAUUGCCAAGAGAUAAAGUAGAAGUGCACGAAGAAGAAGAAGACGUAAAAGCGGAAACGACGACGCAAAUCAGAAAGGAGGCGCAAGAAUCGUUGGAGCAGAAUUUCACUCCCAGCUUGGCGCGCAGAUUGAGCAGACAAUUUAUCGAGCAGACCCGACAAGCGGUGCCGCGCUCGCCGUCCAUGCCGCGUGACAACAGUCGAUAUUAUCAGUCGCCAACGAGAGAGAUGUUCAGUUUGAUGGGUACGAAUGAGAUCGCGAAACGAUCUUUCGAUCAGACCGAAUACAGAGGCAGAUCACUCGAUCGAGGUAUCAGAAGGACCAACAGUCUGUUGGAACCGUCCAGAUUGGACAGACUUGAGAGACAUUCUCCGCGAAGAAGCAUCAGUCUCUUCGAGGAUGACGACAACGACAAGCUGCUGCAGUCGUUGCCGAAACACAUAAUGACGCUCGGUCGGAAAUACAAGGAAUCGGGUAGACGAGACAAUUUCUACGGUUACAGAACGGACAAGAUCCAGGAAGAGCCCGGUGACGACGCGUACAUGUUCACCUGCAAGGAGGACAUCGAUAACAAUGCGGAAAACGGUUCUGUGUCGGAAAGUACGUCGUUAUCCGUGUGCAACUCGAACGCCAAUCUGAUUGAGACCACCACGUCGAGUGUAUCGGCCAGAUCCUGCGAGACGUCGCCAACCGAGUCCUCGUCAAAUGUGGGCGAUUACAGCAAGUCUGACAUCUCUAAGAGUUUUGAAAGCAGGCUGUUAGCGGCGGAGAACCUGAUUAAGGAGUCCAAGCUGAAAAAUUUUACCCGUUUCAAUCCGAAUCUUAGUUGUAAUUACAAAGACACGGACAAGUGCGACAAGGAAGCGUUGAUUACUUCCACGGACCAGUCAUCGGCCAACUCUGUUGCGUCCAAGAGACGCAGCUGCAUCCCGAGUCUCAGACUACGUUCGGUCUCAUUGACGAGGGAACCGAGCGUGAGCACAGAUCGCAGGAAAUCGUUCGCCAACACGCAGGAUGCGUUAACUGGCAACGCCAAUCAGGAGAGAUCGAUACUGAGCAAAUUCUUCAGAGGUGGUAGCAGCAACAAAGAAGUCGAUCCUAAGGACAGCAACAAGAGUCAGAAGCCGAAGCAGCAUCGCAUCUCGCGUUUCCUGCGACCGGAUUUCUUCGACACACCGCGGGAAGAGAGUCAGUAUGUGAAAGAGAAAGAGGCGCAGAAAGCCGCGGAGAACGAGCGGCGGAAGUCGCGAUUCAUGCGACGGAAGAGCGAGAACAAGGAUCGGAAGGAUGAGAAGAUCGAAGAAACGAAGGAGGAGAAGAUCUGCAAGGAGCAGAAGAACGAGAUAAACGCGUUGCAGAAGGACAAAUUGGACGUUGCUGUUACCUCUGAGAACAAAUCUUCCAAGAAUGAAGACAAGGAGAAGAUCGAACGACAGGGAUCGAAGAGCAGCUUUCUGCAUACGCUGGAGAAGAAGUUGGAAAGGUUGCGUUCGAACGACGAGACAACAAGCGACACAAAAGCAGUGACAAACGGCGGUAUUCCCGGCGAUCAGAAGGAACGCGGAUUUCGCGAGUGUUCCGCACCACCUGUCGAGUGUUCUGUAGAUUCAAAGCCGACCGAAGUGAAGCGAACGUUGAGCGUGGAAGACGUGACAAAGCUCGAAAAAGUUACUAAGAACGCACCGUCGAAGGGACGGGUAACGUCUGUGCUGGGUCUCUUCAAGACGAGCUCAGACGUGAAGCAAAACGCGAGCAAUAACAGCAGAUCGCAGAAUGUGAUCAUGAGCAAACUGAAGAGAAGUCCUCCCAAGAGCGUCAAACCGACCGAGUCGCUUUCGGAGGAAGACGCGACCGGGACGAGUAGAAUACCAACGAAAUCUGCCAGAACGGACGGCAAAUCAGCGAAGAAGAUAUCGGAGACUAAGAGAUCGCCGGAGAAGAGCGAGAGUAAAAAAUCGCCGCCUAAAGAGAAAUCGAAAGAAAAAGAAUCGGUUGUUAAAGAGAGAAAAUCUUUAACGGAGAAGCAACCGAGGGAACUUAAAAAACCGCCGGAGAGAGUCGCGCAAGCGGACUCGUCAUCAUCCGCGGAUAAAAUAAAACCGGCGAAAACCGAGUCGGCGACAAAAUUGUCGGACGAGUCGGAAUCUUCUUCGCAAAACGUUGUGGCGGACAAUAAACACGUGGAAUCUGUCAUUAACAGCGAAGAAAAAAAGCUAUUGAAAACCAAGAAGAACAUCAGUUCUCUGAGUAAGAACGAGUCGGUCACGAGAAUCGACAAAGGCGAGGAAAUCGAUAAGAAGAUCAAGAAACCGGUGAAGCCGAAGGAAGUUGCGGACAAAGACGAGGCCAACGGCGCUAAAAAGAAGAAGUUUGUGCGCGUAGUGAGGAAAGUCGUGAAGAAGACGUCUGACAGUUCCGAGAGCAAGUCCGAGGAAAAGGAGAAAUUGUCGAAACCGUUGGUGAAAAAGAAAAUUGUCACCGCGAAAAAGGAAAAGAGUCCCGAGAGCUCGAAUGUGUCCACCGCGCUCGAAUCCAUCACCAAAUCAUCGAAUGUUCAAGAAACGUCAUCCGCCAAGCCCGACAACGCUGAACGUAUCGCGCAAAAUACGGUAUCCAAAGCUGAUGUUGCGGGAAAUCAUGCUGCAUCGUUCACUUCCGAUGCCGAUAUAUCGUCUACGGAUCUCUCGCAAACGUGUGCUGUGCUUCAAAACGCCUCGAGCUCUUCUCAGAACUAUGCGAAUCACGUGAUUCAAAACGGUGCGGUAUCUUCAUCCGCUCAUUCCUCGGCUUCCGCGGCUCAGCAAAACGUUUCGAGCUCCAAUGUCAGACAGAUCAAACAAUCAGAGCAACAGCGACCGAACAGAGCGAAUCUCAAACUCGAUCUGACCAAAAUACCGCAACACACGUUCAGACACACCACUCCAAAGAGAGACUCGCCCAAAUCCGGCUCACCUCCCAAAGCGAAUCCCGCUAUGUCUGCUGGAUCACCUAAGACGGAUGUUCCUGUUGCGGAAAGCGGUUCUGAUAAAUUGAUGGAAUGUCUGUCAAAGAUGACGCAUCACGCCAACAUCACUGGCAACAAGAUAGUCAUUGACAAGCCGUUGCGAGCGAAGGACGUCGCCGAACUCAAACGAGAAGUCACCGAAUGCGCCACGAUCAUAGAGAAUCACAUAGAGUCGCGUAACGAUCGCGCUAUUCCGCAAAAUGUCGAGACGACCAACACACGCGAACCGAUAGAAGAUAAGAAGACGAAAGAGAUCAAAAUAGAUCCUCCCAAAGAGAUCAACGACGUAGAUAAAGUAGUUAAGGGACCGAUGGAGGAUUGCAACAGCGAGAUGUUCUCGCCGGAAGAGCCGGAAAGCUUCGAUUCCUGGUCGAUCUGUUCAGCCGAUCUGAAUCACAAUCGCAGCGAUCUCCAUUCGCCACAAUUGCACUCGCCGACGUCGCCCUCCUACUCCCUCUUCAUGCGCGGCGAUAGCUCGGAGUCAAUAAUAGACCGAAUACGAAGACGCAGUUUCUACUCGAGAUUUAACGAUCGAAAGAGACCGUCUUUGACGGCGCCGCCGCCGGGAGUGAGCGUAAGCACGACUCUGCCAAGAAGGUUCAGCUUCAACAGUCCUAGAGAGAGAGAACGCAACAGGUAUUACAACUAUGGGAUUUCCAGGACGAGGUCGGAUAAAAAUUACGGCUUGUACGGCGACGAGAUGUCUUGCAGAAAGUCGCCGGUCGAUCGUGAAAAGUAUGACACACUGAACGCGUUAUCGUACGAUCAUUACGGCACCAGCUUACCGUCUUCUUCGCACGACUCUCUCAGAAGGUACGUGCGAUCACCCACAUUGGAUCUCACUGCCUCUCGCGCCAAGUAUCACAGCACGGAUAUAAUCGCGGGCAACGAUCUCGCGAGCUCGUACAAGAGCAGAAGUACGUCAGCUAUCUUACCAAAGAAAUACGGCUCGACCGUAAGCGGUCUGCAGCCAAAAAGCGUCGAAUAUUACGAGGAAAUUCUGUCGCCGAGCAAUUCUGAUUAUCUGACGCCGCGCGACACCUGUCGAUCGCCGCUGCUGGACGAUUAUCUGAGCAAAUGCGAAAACGGAUAUCAUCACAAUGGUAACUUGGACCUGCCGCAGUACAGCAGUGACAAGCAGAGGUCCUACGUGGACAAGAUGAUGGAUAUAGAACUCGGCGAAGGAAGUAGCAGACUAUUUGACGAACAGAAAAGAAACCAACGAAAGCAACGUCUCGCAAGUGAAACGAGAGACGCAUCUUCAACAGCUGCGGAUAUUCUAUCGAAUCUAUCUGUUACCGAACAGAACUGAUUCUAAUUCAGACAGAAUAGUUUUCUAAACGAUAUUAUACCGAACGCGUCUUACUACUUGUAACGAUUUUAUAUAAAUGUAGAUUUAUUAUACAACAAUGACUCCAAUAUAAAAGUGUCUCGCGCUUCUUUUGUCAACGAUAUGAUGUAAUAGUCACGUUGACGAAAUAGUCGCGAUGGCAUUAAACGCGAAACAAGAGAGAGAUAGAACGUUGUUGAACAUUGCGAUUCUAAAUGAAAUAUGCACUCGAAGCUAUUGGAAAGUAUCGCGGAAUACGUUUUUUAAUAACAGAAAGUGAUUUGUAUCGAAUCGUCUUUUCUAAACACGGGAUAGAGAAAUAUAUAUUUUUGGCUCCAAUAUAUAUUUAUAGAAAUAUAAAUAUACAAUUCGGCAGCUAUCAUCGAAUUAUUAUCACGGACAGACGUUGCAAAGAGAAAUCUCGUAUUAUAAUAUAAUAACUAUGAUAUAAUAAUUUAUUUCGUUGGUCUAUAACUCGCGCGUUCGAAAGUGUCAACUGCUUUUUCAUCAAAUCUGAAUCUCGUGUGUAAAUCGUUUCUUUUCGUGACAAAUAUCUCCUUACCGCUGCUAUAAAUAUUUGCGAUAAAUUGCUUAUAAUCGCCAUUUGUGUUCACAGUGUGACAUGAACAAAAAUGAUUUUUUUUUUUUUUUUUUUUUUUUUUUUUUUUUUUUUUUUUUUUUCAUAGCUUUAAGUAAGUCCUUUAUAUUUUCGUUCGUUUGUGUUUAGCUCUGCGAAUAAGUUAUCACACAGGAAAUCAUUCACGGCGUUGUUUAUCAAAGUAACGAAUUCGUUCAUGUAACAAUCACUUCUCGAAGCAGCGUGAUGCUUUAGAGCGCAGAGACUUAGAAGAAGAAGAAGAAGAAGCGAGGCGCUUUAGUUCCUUAUACACGAAUAUUGCCUUAUAUAUUUAUGAGAAACAUUUUCGGUUGAUCGAUCGGAAAUCACGAGAAGAAAAAGAGAGCAACGAUGUUAUUAGAAAAAAAAAAAAAAAGGCCUGGAAAACCUUUGACUGAUCAGCCAUGGUCUUCCGCUUGUUAUGUAUGUGUUUUCUAUUGAUAUACAUAUUUUAAAAUAAAUCAUA
Messenger RNA from Pseudomyrmex gracilis, 10142 nucleotides. RefSeq lists its product as uncharacterized. Gene Ontology annotation, cellular component: cytoplasm. The transcript is spliced from 14 exons. Bases 1141 to 9042 code for a protein of 2633 amino acids. The record is from RefSeq and is a predicted model, not a curated record. Gene Ontology annotation, biological process: intracellular signal transduction; protein phosphorylation; microtubule cytoskeleton organization. Gene Ontology annotation, molecular function: tau-protein kinase activity; ATP binding; protein serine/threonine kinase activity. Lineage: Eukaryota; Metazoa; Arthropoda; Insecta; Hymenoptera; Formicidae.